GUUUUUGCUAGAUACUAGGUACAAGCAGGACCACAACGUAUAUUAAAGAACAUUCUGUUGUAGAUCCAGUUGAACGGACAAUGGAACUUAGUUCUUCUAAUAUAACUCUCAGUAACCUUGUGUCAGUAGAUGAAAGACUGAUGUAUCGACCUCAUCCUGAGAAUCCAGAAAAAACCAUUUUGACCCAGGAGGCAAUAAUCACAGUGAAAGGAGUUAUCUUAAGUAGCUAUUUGGAAGGAUUAAUGGCCAACACAAUUUCUGCCAAUGCAGGAAAGGGCUGCAAAGGAGUGGAGUGUGUUCUAGGCAAGAUAAAGGUGGAAAAUGAAAUGUCUGUCCAAGGAAAUAUUAAGUCUCCAAUGGCCUCAGCAGCUGCCAAAGAUUUAUGGGUAGCUUAUUGCUGUGUCACCCUUUGACCUCUGUUUGGGGGAUUCACUCAGUCACUGACAUCCUGUCUUUUUUUAAGGUGCAACUCAUGUCUUUUUCCAGAGCGAAGAUUAUAAACUACAAAGUUGACUCUGAAUAUAUCAAUCAGCAUUCAAACCAUUUCAGUUUCUGAAAUUAAAAAAAAAACCAGCAGGCAAGCCUGCGAAUGUGGGACGCCACAUUUUGCAUUUUUUUUUAUAAAAAGUUGCUUUUUGUAAAAUCCUUCACUCAUGAAACCUCCAGAUCAAUAUAGAUAUAUCACUUUGAUAUUUGUUUUUUAAAAAAAUUACCAAAGUGGAGAUGGAGACACUGGACAAAAAUAUACCCUUGAAUUAUGCGCACUGUCUUGCACUUGAUACAAUACAUUGGACUAAUACUUGAAUGUGGAGUUGUUAGUUUGCCUUUUGUCUUAGACUUUGAACAAAAUUAAGUGUAUGUAUUUCAGAAUUAUGUUUACAUUGUCUUGCAACUGUAGAUCAGUAAGUUUUAUGAAUUAAGUUUUUAUAUCAGUGUGUUUAAGUUGGAAUUUAUGUUUGUAUCUUUUUGUGGAAAUCCCAUCCAGAUAGGAUGCAGGUGGCGUGGGGUUUGGCAUGAGAUCCUGAAGCAUGCAAUUAACACCUAAUCCCAAACCCAGUUUAAAAUUAAUUUUUGCACUUAAUGUGAACUUUAAUAAUUGUCACUGUGACCGAUAAUUCACAAAUGGCCGGUUUUAAAUGGUUGUGAAAGUAUAAAGCUACAGUCAUAUCUGGAUCAUUUCCUUCCUGUCAAGACAGGUCUCUUGCAGUGCUCCCACUGUAAUGGGAUGGAAGGAUUAUUGUGCAAAUCUGCUUUUGUAAACUUCUGUACCACUCAGUGCUUAACGUUUGAGUGACUUUUUCAUGUUUACAAAAAGAGAGAUACAUUGCCAAAGCUUUUUGUCUUGCACUAAUGUGACCUAAGGUGCAACGUUUUCAUGCAGAGGAUGGUCCAUGUAUGGAGUAAAUGCCAGAGGAAGUGGUGGAGGCUGUUACAAUUACAACAUUUAAAAGGCAUCUCAAUGGGUAUACAAAUAGGAUGGGUUUAGAGAGAUAUAAGAUAAAUGCUGGCAAAUGCGACUAGAGUUGGACCAAAGAGUCAUUUUCCAUGCUAUACAUCUCUAUGACUCUAUAACUGAGACAAACGCAGGAGUACUGAAUUUCAAACAAUCACCUUGAACUGCUGUAGUUCAUGUGGUGUAGUACACCCUCAACGCUGUUAGAAUGUUCCAGGAUUUUGAUUCAGUGACAGUGAAUGAGCAGCUAUAUGGUUCCAAGUCAGAUGAUAUGUGACUUGAAAAGGAACUUGUAAGUGGUAGUGUUCUUAUGUAGCUGCUGACCUUGUCCUUCCGGGUGGUAGAAAUUGGAGGUUUAAAAGGUGCUCUUGAGGGAACCUUGGUGAGUUGCGACAGUGCAUCCUGUAGAUUGUGGAUGCUGCUGCCAUUUUGUUAGUGGUGGAGAGAAUGAAUGUUGAAGGUAUUAUAAAGGGUGUCAAUCAAGUGAACUGCCUUGACUUGGAUUAUGUCAAGUUACUUAGAGCAGGAUUCCCAUCCUCUGAGCUUGUUCUUAAAGCCAGGCAUUUAUAUGUUAGUCUCGUUUGGUUUGGGUCAGUGGUAAGUUGUGGGAUAUUGAUAGUGGGGAUUCAGUGAUGGUAAUGCCAAUGAAUUUCAAGUUGAGAUGGUCAAUGCCAGGCAUUUGUGUGGUGUGGAUGUUACUUGUUACUUGUCACUUAUCAACUGAAGCCUGAAUGUUGUCCCAUUCUUCCUGCAUAUGGGCAUGGAUAGCUUUAGUAUUUGACAAGUCAUGAAUGCUGCUAAACAUUGUGCAAUCAUCAGUGAACAUGUCCGUUUCUGACUUUUCAGUGGAGGGAAGGUCAUUGAUAAAGUAGCUGAAGGUGGUUGGACUUGGGACAUCACCCGAAGGAAUACCAGCAGCAAUAUCCUCAGUCUCAGAUAAUUAACCUCCAACAGCCAUAACCCUUGUCCUGUGUAUUAGGUGUGACUCUGGCCAGUGGAUAAUUCAGCACUUUUGUCCAUAAUUGGACCGAGGCUAUAAUGAGGUCAGAAUUGGAUUUCCCUGGUGCAAUCAAAACUGAGUGCCAGUACAUUGCUGAGUGAGUCCAAUUGAUAGCACUGUUGAUGAUACCGUCAUUUUACUGAUGAUUUACUGAGUAGACUGAUGGAACAGUAACUUGCCACAUUAGAAUUUUUGUUUUGUGGGCAAAAUAUCACAAGGACUGACCAUAAACUUUGUUUGCAGACCUAAAAUGACUGCAGGCUCAAUUCAUUUAUCUUGUUCACUGUAACACCCAAAAGGUGCAAAGGUGUCCACUUUUGGAGCUGAAAAGUGCCCUCUCUUCACUUCAAAUUACCUUGGAAAGCCAAAGGAUCUCAAAAGUAUGAACGACAAGUUACACAAACCAUUUCACACUGCUGCAAUUCACGGCUAUGCGAUUGAUAUUUUCCCCAGCUGUCAGUUCAAAAAGUCAUUCAGCCUACCAUUCAAUUGAAAAGCAUUGUAUGAAUUUCAGUGCCCAUGCAUUACCAAAUAUGUAGGCUGUCCAUCCCAACAAUUAGCUGAUGAAAUUAAUCAGCAUGUACCGUUCUUGUUCAUUAUACUAGCUCAACGUACUGUGUUUGCAAAGCUCUGAACAGAUUUUCUACUAUUGGAUGUGAUUCUGCAAUAAUGCAACAAUUGCCAAGCAAUUAUGAGUGUGAUAAUUGCUACACAAACAACUAAUUUAAAAUAAUCCAUUGCACUUGUAAUGUGGUAGAAGUGAUAUACGUUCAAGCACUGGGACUUCUGCAAACAAAAGGAAUAUGUCAAAUACUUGUGCUUUUUUAAAUACCUGGAGGCUUGAGAAGCCUAUAGUGCCCUGUUGUUUUCUUUGUGGCUAUCAAUCAGAAUUAACUUUCCAACCAAUCAGCACUCUCUUCCCAGUUUCAAUUGUGAUUGCUUAAAAUCUGGCAUUCUUAAUUUGUCGUGAUGAUGUAAAGUAAAAAGCUUUGGUAACGUUGUUUUAAGCAUUAUUCCACUUCAGUCCUAAGUGACACAUUUUACAUGAUUUUCUCAUAAUUUAUUUUGAUUCUAAUUUAAAUGUUUAAAAUAUUUAGUAGAAUUUAGAUAGCCUGUUGAUAUUGCUACAUGUUAGCACUAACAAAUGAGCUGAAAAAUAAAGAAUAUUUUCUCUGAAAUAGUCCUAUUAUUGCCAUCAUCUAAUGUUGGUAACUGUACUGAAUCAAACAGCAUUCUUGGCCAUUCUUUACAUAAAAUUGACAAAAAAGUAGGCAGGAAAGCAAGUGGUGAGAAUGACGCACAAAAUGUGCAGAGUGAAAUGGGCAUGUUAAGUAAGCAGGAAAAAAAUUGGAAUGGCAAAUUGGAAUUUAAUGUGGGUUUAUGUAGUUGGCAGAAAAAAAUGGGAAAUGUUAAUAUUGUUUAAAUGGAGAAAGACUCCAGAAAACUCAGAACAGAGGGAUCUGAGAGUCUUGCCCAUGAAUUGUAAAAAGCUAGCGUCCAAGUUCAGAGGCUAAUAGGUAAGGCAAAUGGAAUAUUGGCCUUUAUUCAAAAGGAAUAGAAUAUGAAAGUAGGGAGGUUUUACUCAGUCCCAUGUAUGAUCUGCAGUAUCUACCACAUGCAGAGCAGGUGAUGGUUGAAGGCUCAGGUACGUUAGUUUUUGGGAGGUUUGUGGCUCCCUCCUUUGCCUGUAUAUGUACCCAAUAAAAUCUUAAUGUUGGCACCUUC
Molecule: messenger RNA, 4178 nt
Organism: Rhincodon typus (whale shark)
Lineage: Eukaryota; Metazoa; Chordata; Chondrichthyes; Orectolobiformes; Rhincodontidae
Product: PRELI domain containing protein 3A-like
Exons: 4
Coding region: 81-413 (110 amino acids)
Biological process (GO): phospholipid transport
Cellular component (GO): mitochondrial intermembrane space
Molecular function (GO): phosphatidic acid transfer activity
Source: RefSeq, a predicted model, not a curated record